AAAAAGCUUAGUGGUAAGAAACGAUACCCGGCACACAAAUUUUGGAAGGCGUAUCAAACAAUCAAAGCUGAAGCGUCAUUGUAGCACAGUGAUGAGUAUCUUAUGUUUAUUAUUGCACAAACAAGAAAGUCGAUAUGAGAAGAAAUGGAUCUUCGAGCUAUGAACACAAGGUUCUAGUUUGCCGUAUCCACUUGCCAAUUCAGUAACAAAAUCGCACUUCGAUAUAUGUGCAUGUCCGCGUGUUGUGGUCUCUUUACUGCAACUAAAUUGCGCGUACUUACCGAGCUAUUGUUUAAAAUUGUGACGUUUUAUCUGUCGUACGACAACAAAAGAUCAACCAAUACAUUCCGUUUUCUUGUCUGGAUUCGUACUUCUCGCAAAUACACAGCUAAUACCGGCUCGCUGCCCUUUGCUCUGGCUCAUUACUCUGGACAUAUUGUUUAAUCGUCCGAAACACGCUCUAAUCACGGCUUUAUUGUUCGUGUCACUUAAGAGUUUGUUUGUGCCGGGCUACCGUCCAAAAUUCGCCGGCGCGUGAUGAAGCAAUAUGGUAUCAACACAACAAAGACCAUCUAAAGUCACAAACACAAAAGCUCAGGAGACAAAAGAACCAUCAGCCUAAUUAAUAUAUUACUGUGUGGUGUCAGCGCAU
Molecule: messenger RNA, 652 nt
Organism: Plasmopara halstedii
Lineage: Eukaryota; Oomycota; Peronosporomycetes; Peronosporales; Peronosporaceae
Exons: 1
Coding region: 226-444 (72 amino acids)
Source: RefSeq, a predicted model, not a curated record